Messenger RNA from Argiope bruennichi, 1571 nucleotides. RefSeq names its product putative inorganic phosphate cotransporter. Gene Ontology annotation, molecular function: transmembrane transporter activity. The transcript is spliced from 10 exons. The record is from RefSeq and is a predicted model, not a curated record. Bases 60 to 1571 code for a protein of 503 amino acids. Lineage: Eukaryota; Metazoa; Arthropoda; Arachnida; Araneae; Araneidae. Gene Ontology annotation, biological process: monoatomic anion transport; transmembrane transport.
CAGUGUUAUGAUAGGAUAUAUUAAAGCGAGCAAGUACGGAUACAGCUCCGAAGAAAAACAUGAAAAAAGAUACUGAUGAAACGAUUUUCAAAUGUCGCUAUUUAGUGGCUUUCUUGGAAUUUUUGGUAUUUAUUGAAAUAAAUGCGUACAGAGUAGCCACUAGCAUAAGCAUCGUUGCAAUGGUAAACAACACUGCAAUAGGUUCCCAUAAAAUUUUAAACAACAGCACCAUUUCAUGCCAAUCAAAUUAUACGGAUGAAACAGAACAGACAUUGCCAAAAAAUGAUGGAGAAUUCGAUUGGAGUCCUGCAAUACAAGGCUAUAUUUUGAGUUCUGGUUUCUUGAGUUACGUUAUUACACUAAUACCUGGUGGCGUACUCGCUGAAACUUACGGAGCAAAGAUAAUUAUCAUGACUGGACUUUUCCUUUCCUCAGCAAGUCAUUUACUAUCUCCUCUGGCUGCGUGGUCAAGUAGUUACAUGAUGAUAGCUGUGCAGUUACUGAGAGCUCUUGGCCAGGGUUUAUUGCCUGCCUCACAGUCCGUGCUUUCCAUAAAUUGGUUUCCAAAAAAGGAAAGAGGAUUCCUGACUUCUUUAAUUUUAACAGGUUAUUCGUUUGGUGCUUUAAUAAGCGGAUUGUUGUCUGGUGUCUUGUGUUCCUCAUCACUCUUUGGUGGAUGGCCUUCUGUUUAUUAUAUUUACGGAGUUCUAGGUCUAGUUUUAUGCCUUUGUGUUUACUUUUUCGUGUUUGAGUCACCUGAGUGCCAUCCUAGAAUAAGUGAUGCAGAAUUAGCCUUUAUUUUAAAUGACCGAGAAUCAGAUUUAUCUCUAAAAAGACCGCCCACACCAUGGAAAAGUAUUCUCACAUCAGGACCAGUUUAUGCAACAAUUAUUGGUCUGAUUGGUGUAUUUUGGGCAACGUCUCAUUAUCUCUCAAUUCAGCCUAUCUUUCUCGGAACUAUUCUUCAUUUUUCUAUUGAAGAUAAUGGAUAUUUUACAUCAGUUCCAUUGAUUUUUCAAAUGGUACUCAGUUUUUUAGGAAGUUGGAUAAGUAAAUGGUUGAACACGCACAAUUACGUUGGAAUCAACAAAGUUCGCAAAGGAAACAAUCUUUUGUUCUGCUUAGGUUAUUCAAUAUGUAUAUUGGGAGUAUAUUAUGCAGGAUGUCAAAGAUCACUGAGUACCGUCCUCUCAAUAGCUGCCAUGAGCUUCAUGGGACUAUCGUAUAAUGGAUCCCUGAUUGCUCCGUUUGAUUUGUCACCCAAUUUUGCAGGCACCAUCUUGGGGUUGUCAUACACCAUCGCAAAUUUAAUUGGUUGCUUAUUUCCUGUUUUGGUUGGCAUCAUGACAAAUGAAAAGCAAACGUUAGAAGAAUGGAAUAAAAUCUUUUUUAUCUGCAUUGGAAUCAUCAUGAGUUCCGGGAUAAUAUUUUGUGUUUUUGGCUCUGCAGAAGUACAGCCUUGGAACUUCCCAACUACAGAAUGUACAGAUAAAACUCAUACAAAUGAUGAUGAUUAUAUGGAACAAGUUGAAGGCGUGGAACUUCCAAUUGCUGUCGUCAUUCCUUUGUAA